AUGGAGGGUUUUGCUAAGGUGCUUCUCAUCCUCACACUGCUUCUUGGUGUGCUAUCAAUGGAUGUCAAAGGAGGAAGAGCUCUCAACGCAAAUGAUGAUCAUGAGGUGGUGGAUCAGCCUCAGACCUUUGGCAGUUUUGGAGGAACUUUUCCAGCCCCCUUCCCGGGUUUGGGUGGCUCGUUUCCGGGUUCAGGGUUAGGUGGCUCGUUUCCGGGUACAGGGUUGGGUGGGUCGUUACCCAACCCCAGUAUGGGUUCCGGGUCGUCGACGUCCAGCUUUUGCUCGUUCCCUGGGGUCCGAUGUGCUCCACUCCAGCCCGGUAACUCUGGUGGAUCCAGCGGUGGUGUUGGUGCCUCCCCAUGA
This is a messenger RNA of Sesamum indicum (sesame), 363 nucleotides long. Lineage: Eukaryota; Viridiplantae; Streptophyta; Magnoliopsida; Lamiales; Pedaliaceae. The record is from RefSeq and is a predicted model, not a curated record.